UCCUGCCAGGUCCAGGCCCGCGUCGCCAUCCUCGGUCCUUUCCGGGCUCCCCCGGCCAGCUCCCUGCUCGGGAUUGGUCCAUCGGACCGCUGCGGGGCCGCUGGGCUCGGUAGGCAGCGGGGUUUGCCAGGCCCAGAGUGUCAGGUCGGCUGCCCGCGUCUGCUUCGAAAGCCCCAGUAACGACCCGGACGUCGGCGCCCCGGGACACCUGGGAACGCAGGAGCCUGCUCCAGCGCCAGCCUCUCCUCCCCGGGCGGCCUCCGCACCAGGAUGAGCCAUCAAAUUUCAGGACAGCUCAGGGCUUAGAAGAAGGCUCAUCUAAAUAAAGGCGGCCAAAGUGACAUUGCAGGAUUUAAUCCCCCAGCUGCCUGUGUGACCAAAGGCUGAUUUGCAAGACUCUUUCUCUUUGGAGUUCAGAUUAUUGAGUCUCCAAGUUCCUGCGACUUCACAGCAAGAGAAACACACAAUGACGGUCAGCGAUGUGCACCAGCCGCAGGACCUCGGGGGCCUCGGAGGGGCUUUUACACCCUGGAUGCCUGGGCAUCCGCGGAAGUAACAACUGGAGCCUUUAGUGCUGCAGCCGCCUACUACACAGCAUCAGACUCCUCAGAAAGAGGUAUGGUGAUGCGGCAAGGGCCUGGCUGUCCUAUUAGGACUUGGGAGUUGGAGGUGAGAGAAGGCGGGAAGGUCCUGGAGUGAGAGGAGCUGCUUUCAGCUGGGCUGGGCUGGGCUGGGCAGGCUCGGCAUCGGGUCACUGGAUCUGGAAGGACUUUUUGUCCCGUCUCAGAGCUCUCGCGGACACUGGGCUCCGAGACAGAGGCCUUGGCUUGCAUCUCCUUCCUCCGCUCCUCUGCCACCUGCCCUGAUGGUGGCUCUCUGUUGAGAUGGAGAUGUGAACCUGUGUGGACGAUGACCGCAGUGUUUGCAAAUGGAGGUGGCCUGCUGAACACGCACUGUGAUAGGUGGGACCGGCGCGACAGCUUGGAAAGCAGCUGUCAGACCGAGUGCGGCAAGGAGGGUGAGGAGGACGAGCCCCACCAGCUGACACCCUUCGAGAAGCUGACCCAGGACAUGUCCCAAGAUGAGAAGGUGGUGAGGGAGAUCACGUUGGGGAAACGCAUAGGCUUCUACCGAAUUCGAGGGGAAAUCGGCAGCGGAAACUUUUCCCAGGUCAAGCUGGGGAUUCAUUCCCUGACCAAAGAAAAGGUGGCCAUCAAGAUUUUAGACAAAACCAAGUUAGACCAGAAAACCCAAAGGCUUCUGUCCCGGGAAAUCUCCAGCAUGGAAAAACUGCACCAUCCCAAUGUCAUCCGCCUCUACGAAGUGGUGGAGACCCUAUCCAAGCUCCACUUGGUGAUGGAGUAUGCAGGGGGCGGGGAGCUCUUUGGAAAAAUUAGCACCGAGGGGAAGCUCUCUGAACCCGAGAGCAAGCUCAUCUUCUCCCAGAUUGUGUCUGCCGUGAAGCACAUGCAUGAAAACCAAAUUAUUCACAGAGAUCUGAAAGCAGAAAAUGUAUUCUAUACUAGUAGCACUUGUGUGAAGGUGGGUGAUUUUGGAUUCAGCACUGUAAGUAAAAAAGGCGAAAUGCUGAACACCUUCUGUGGGUCUCCUCCCUACGCAGCACCUGAACUUUUCCGAGAUGAACACUACAUCGGUGUUUAUGUGGAUAUAUGGGCCUUGGGGGUGCUUUUGUAUUUCAUGGUGACUGGUACGAUGCCAUUUCGGGCAGAGACUGUGGCCAAAUUGAAGAGAAGCAUCCUUGAAGGCACCUACACCAUACCCCCACAUGUGUCAGAGCCCUGCCACAGGCUCAUCCGAGGAGUUCUUCAGCCUGUGCCCACAGAGAGGUAUGGGAUCAACUACAUCAUGAAUAAUGAGUGGAUGCGAGGGGUGCCAUACCCCACCCCUCUGGAACCUUUCCAACUGGAUCCUAAACACUUGUCAGAAACCAGCACUCUCAAAGAAGAAGAAAAUGAGGUGAAAAGCACUUUAGAACAUUUGGGUAUUACAGAAGAGCAUAUUCGCAAUAACCAAGGGAGAGAUGCUCGAAGCUCAAUCACUGGGGUCUAUAGAAUCAUUUUACACCGAGUACAAAGGAAAAAGGCUUCAGAAAGUGUGCCCAUAGUGAUACUACCAGACCCCAAAGAAAGGGACCUAAAGAAAGGGUCUCGUGUCUACAGAGGCAUAAGACACACAUCCAAAUUUUGUUCAAUUUUAUAAAUUACAUCAGACUGCUGGUAACUAACCACGAUCAAAGUUGCUGCUUUUAACUUUUCUUGUGGAAAACUUGGAUGGAGACAUUUUGUAAUUUUUAAAUAAAUUUAAAUUUGAGAUAUGCAUUUUUCCCUCAAAA
This is a messenger RNA of Nannospalax galili (Upper Galilee mountains blind mole rat), 2353 nucleotides long. RefSeq names its product NIM1 serine/threonine protein kinase (gene Nim1k). Bases 910 to 2220 code for a protein of 436 amino acids. Gene Ontology annotation, biological process: protein phosphorylation; intracellular signal transduction; microtubule cytoskeleton organization. The record is from RefSeq and is a predicted model, not a curated record. Gene Ontology annotation, molecular function: tau-protein kinase activity; protein serine/threonine kinase activity; ATP binding. NCBI's taxonomy places the organism in Eukaryota, Metazoa, Chordata, Mammalia, Rodentia, Spalacidae. The transcript is spliced from 4 exons. Gene Ontology annotation, cellular component: cytoplasm.